AUUGCUAACAAUGAUGUUUUUUCCUCAUGUUUGCUGUGUCAUGACAUUAAAGGGGAUCAAAGAAAAAAUGGAUAGAAAAAAGUUAAUUUCUUAUUGAAAGUCCACAGUUACGAGGAGAUUAAAUCAGAUAGAAACGAAAAUUGGUUGUCAUAAAAUGUAUUUUUUAUUUACAGAAGCUGUCUGAUAGAAGUUUUUCAGAGAAUAUUAAAGAAAAAGAUGGAUGACCAAUCCCAAAAACGUGUCAAUGGAAUGCAACAUGGAACGAAUUUAACUGAUCGUAUACAUAAGACUCUCAUUGUUCUCAUAUGUGGUGUGUUUAUUAUUUUUGUACUAGAAUGCACACACAUGCUGAGGUCAUCAUCUUGCUAUUCACAGCAAGGUUACUAUAACAUGAUCGUUAAAAAAGACGAGCCAAUCAAUGAGGCACCCUCAUCCAACCUGCGAAAUGAGAAAAUGAUGGCUCAUACAAAGUCUUCUAUCGAUUCAUUUUCAAUUUCUCCCAACUCACAAAAUAAUGAAAUUGAUUUAAUUGAACAAGUCGACGAUCAAAUAACUCGACAGUUACGUUUGCGCGAGUUUUGUUACCACAAACAAACUCGAAUAAAAGCUAAAAACAAAAAUAAUUUAAAAAAUAUAUUCUACAGCGAUCGUAAAAAUGUGAUAUAUUGCUCUGUGCCAAAAGUCGCUUGUACAAAUUGGAAAAGAGUUUUACAGGUUUUCGAAGAAAAUAUAGAACAUCCUAUGGAAAUCGACAAUAAAGAAGCUGUCCACACACUAAAAUAUUCAAUUUUCGCCACCAUCAAUGCCACAGAAAUCAUGUGGAGAAAAAACUUAUAUUAUUCUUUCUUAUUUGUUCGCCAUCCUCUUGAACGAUUGUUAUCUGCAUACCGUAACAAGCUUCAAGAUCCGUACAACUCCGUCUUUCAGCGCUCAGUUGGUUCGAAAAUAUUGAAACUUUACCGCGUUGGGUUGACUAAAAAGCAAUACAACGAAGGCAAGAAUGUAACCUUUAAGGAAUUUAUAAAUUAUGUCAUACAAACAUUUAAUAAUAACGGUGCUAAAGGCUUAGAUGAACACUGGCGAAUUAUCCAUUCCUUGUGCAACCCUUGCACGAUGAAAUAUAACUUCAUUGGUAAAAUGGAGACGUUAGUGGAAGAUGCAAAACAGGUUUUAAAAGAACUUGGUGCGGAUAAACAAGUGCAAUUUCCUUCAAACGCUACAGAUAAAUAUCAAGUCAGAGUUAAUGAACUUAUGAAGAAAUAUUACUCAUCUAUCCCUGCUGAAAGUAUUAAGCAGCUGUAUGAAAUAUAUGAAGAUGAUUUCGUUUCGUUUGGAUAUGACUUGCCUAGUUAUGUAUAAGCUCACAAAUAGGUUUCCAAUCAACGGCGAUAUUCCGUAUUUGUAAAUCAUUGUAACAGGAAACAUAACAUAUUAUCUAUGACUAGCA
This is a messenger RNA of Hydractinia symbiolongicarpus, 1447 nucleotides long. RefSeq names its product carbohydrate sulfotransferase 11-like. The transcript has 4 exons. Gene Ontology annotation, cellular component: membrane. The record is from RefSeq and is a predicted model, not a curated record. Gene Ontology annotation, molecular function: sulfotransferase activity. Gene Ontology annotation, biological process: carbohydrate biosynthetic process. NCBI's taxonomy places the organism in Eukaryota, Metazoa, Cnidaria, Hydrozoa, Anthoathecata, Hydractiniidae. Bases 217 to 1359 code for a protein of 380 amino acids.